This is a messenger RNA of Hyaena hyaena (striped hyena), 1648 nucleotides long. RefSeq names its product dynein light chain Tctex-type 3 (gene DYNLT3). The transcript is spliced from 5 exons. Gene Ontology annotation, cellular component: kinetochore; cytoplasmic dynein complex; cytoplasm. NCBI's taxonomy places the organism in Eukaryota, Metazoa, Chordata, Mammalia, Carnivora, Hyaenidae. Gene Ontology annotation, biological process: microtubule-based movement. The record is from RefSeq and is a predicted model, not a curated record. Bases 221 to 682 code for a protein of 153 amino acids. Gene Ontology annotation, molecular function: dynein intermediate chain binding.
UACGGGCACACAAACACAGCGGUGGGCACUCAACCUGGGGACUCCAGACCGACACUAGGUCACCUCAUAGGACCCACGCUAUCACAGUUCCCAGCUGUUUACCACCCAUCCCUUGUUUCCAGAGAGGUCGCAGGCAAGCGACAGAGGCAAGCGGCAGAAGCCUCCCAUAGCGCGGAACUCGGCCCAAGCUCCAAGGGGAGCUACACAAAGGCGGGGCUUCAUGGGGGCCGCCCCGCUAUUUGGAUGGGGGCGGAGCUUCCUCGGAGGCCGGCGCGAGGCCGCGGAGCCCCGCCCGCCCAGCGCUCCGCCCCCCUGGAGAGGACGAGACACCAUGGAGGAGUACCACCGCCACUGUGACGAGGUUGGUUUCAAUGCUGAUGAAGCUCACAAUAUUGUUAAAGAGUGUAUAGAUGGGAUCUUAGGAGGUGAAGAUUAUAACCAGAAUAACAUCAACCAGUGGACUGCAAGCAUCGUGGAACAAUCCUUAACACAUUUGGUUAAGCUGGGAAAACCUUAUAAAUACGUCGUGACCUGUGCACUAGUCCAAAGGAGUGCUUACGGCUUUCACACAGCCAGUUCCUGUUUCUGGGAUACUACUUCUGAUGGAACCUGUACCGUGAGAUGGGAGAACCGAACCAUGAACUGUAUUGUCAAUGUUUUUGCCAUCGCUAUUGUCCUGUGAUAGACUAAAAAUGUCUGGCCAAAGACGUUAAAAUUGAGAAUUUUGUCAGUGUAUUCUUUCUAAAAAGAGUCAUAGUUACUUAUUAAUGUGUUAGAUGACAAGCGUGCAAUAUGCUUCAAAAGCUAUUAAUAAAAACUGAAUAUUCUAAGCAAGCCAUCUCAUAGGAAGUUGGCAGAUUAGCUCAUAUUCUACACAGCAUCAUUUAAGUAGGAAAAAUUUAAUGUUGGCAAAAACCAAAAAUGUGGCAUGACAUGAAAAUACCAUCUUAUAUUUACACCGGCUUUUCACUAACCUGUAUGUAAGGACAUGGGGAAAACUGUUCAGAUAAUAAAAUUCUCUUUCAGUGAGAGAACUUAGCAGGGAUAAGUAUAUGAACAAAAAAAAAAAUGCUGCAAAGAUAAAUGUGGAGAAAAUGAUAAUAAGCUAACACCUCUUAGUUUUUGAUUUCUUCUCCUUAGUUGUACAUCCAAUUUACUGGAAAAUAAUUUGUCUUCUUCCAUGCCAGCUAUUAUUACAGUAGCAACCAUCACGGACUUGUUACUUUUUCUGAGAAUGGUCAAAAUGGUGUUUUAAGUUUCAAACUCUUAGAUUUACAUUUGAGGACCAAUUAAAUCUGGUAACUUGAAUUCCCUGGUGAAACAAACUUCAUGAUGAGAAGUACAUGACAUGAACAGCUGCCUUACAAUGCACUCAUUUCAUGUCAAGCUAACAUUUAUUGAAUUCCUAUUAUAUGCAUAUUUCUCUCUUCGCGUUAUAGUUAUCGAUGUACUGUGCAAAUUCUGAGUUCCUUCUGGCACCUUUUCAGUUGAACAGCUAACAUGUUCGGGGCAGAAGAAAAAUUGUUUUACAAGAAGAAAAAUGAAUCUGAUUAUCCGUGUAGAAGUAAGCAAAAUGAAAAGCACUUGUUGCUGACAGAGAAUUAGAGAUGUCAUUUUAAGAACUGCUUCCAGCAAGUAAAAAAAAAAA